This is a messenger RNA of Oldenlandia corymbosa var. corymbosa, 2602 nucleotides long. NCBI's taxonomy places the organism in Eukaryota, Viridiplantae, Streptophyta, Magnoliopsida, Gentianales, Rubiaceae. The record is from the annotation of a GenBank genome assembly.
UUUCUUUUUCCUUUUGUGAGAGAACAGCGAAAGUCAAUCAAUCGGAAGCUCCAAAUUCUGAUUUCUACUUCCAUCUUCUUCUCUCGUUUUUCCUUUCUCCUUCUCGUUCCCAUCCUUACUAUUGCCGGGACGACAAUCUGAGCGGACUACGGCGUCGGAGGCUCCUUUUCUCGACCAUUUUCGUAUAGAUUUGGUGAGGAUUCUCUCUUUCGUAUUCUUUUCAUUUUUUCGUAGAAUUUUAGAUAAUUGGUCUAAUUUGGGUUGGGGUGGAAUCGACUUGAGUUUGAAUGAAUUCGAAGUUUUGUAUUUAAGUGAUUUUUAUUUUUAGUUUCGGUCAAUUUUCUUUAUAGCAUUGCAGUUGAUUCUCCUGCGGUAAAUGUCGAAAGUUAUGAAGCGGUCACAUUCACGUGGGACACGAAUUUAUUGAUGUUUUCUAUUAAAUUCAAUUCAGAAUUUAUGUUACUUUCAGUCCAUAUUAAGAUCAUAUGGAUGUCUUAAGUCCUCUCGUUGUGUCGCUUCGAUUUAACUUGUUUCCAAUCACUUGGUGGUGUUGAGUUUCUGAAAAAUGUCCCUUUUUUCUUUGUAUCGGAAGUCGGUGCAAUCCGGCAGAGCUGGAGGUUUAGACGGAUUGUCUGGUUAAUAGGAUGAAAUAUGGUGGUUGCAUACUUUCAUCCUCUAGAAUUAGCUUUUUUUCUUUUGUUAUUUGGGAUCACUUGAAUUUAUUAAGCUUUUGUGUCUAUUGUUUGCAUUCUCAAAUGUCCAGAAAAAAGUCAGACUGUCUUGUUAUUUGCAGUUCCAUUGCUUCAAUUUCACAACUUUCUCAUAUUCUAAGUGUUGACCAAUGUUUUAAACUCGAGAAAUGUAGUCCUUAGUCUUUCGGUUUUAAGUUGAGACAAUGGUAGUUGAUGGAUGCUGCUUCUAUUUGUUCGAAAUUUACACACAGAAGUAUGUGAGCGCCACAUUUUAUAAAUGUAAUAUAGGGAGACAUUAUUGUUACAGAACUGGAAAGAUAUCAAUCUUUAAGUUGGAGCUGCUGGUUCAGUUAACACAAGAGGGAGGAGCUUUGUUGAAUUCCAUCAUCUUCCCCCUCCCUCCUCGCCCAAUUCUCUAAUGCUUCUCUUAUGUAAUGACUGGCCUUAAUGUUCGCAUAGGAACUAGAUAUGGCUUCAUGGCGAGCUUUCGUGAACAGUCCCGUUGGUCCAAAAACUACACACUUCUGGGGUCCUGUUGCCAACUGGGGAUUCGUCGUUGCUGGUUUGGUGGAUAUGCAGAAACCACCAGAAAUGAUAUCUGGGAAUAUGACCGGAGCAAUGUGUGUAUACUCCGCGUUGUUUAUGAGGUUUGCAUGGAUGGUUCAACCUCGCAACUAUCUUCUUUUGGCAUGCCACGCAUCAAAUGAAACAGUGCAACUUUAUCAACUCUCCCGUUGGGCAAGGGGUCAAGGGUAUGUGUAAUGUGUGUAAAGUUGUAGAUAGUCUGUGUGCUUUUAUAUGAUCUGGACCUUUCUGUGCACCUUUAUCACCUCUUGACUGGAUUCUUCUCUGGCCAGAGUCGGUUUGUUACGAAUUUUUUUAAGCUUAAAGAAAUUUAAGUAUGGCCAUUGUAACCUUAAUUUUCUAAAUUUGAACCUUUGGAGCUGCAGUCCCCAUUGUUAUUUAUUUCUAUUUUAUAUUGUAUUUGAACCAAAAGAGGUUAACUCAGUAAGUGGAUUUGAAUUUUCUGUUAGUAGUUGCUGGAACAAUUUGUUUGAUGCAGGACAUGAACAUUUUGUCAAGAUAAGUAAGAUUUUUUAGCAUCGGGAAAUUUUAGGUGUUUAAGAAGUUUUGGAGCUUUUGGUUGUCUCUAAAGUGUAAAUUGUUGCUAUAAAAAUGGGAUAUGGAACGUGUGAGCUUAACACAGUAUGUGGCUGAAGUUUCUUCUGAUAUUUUGUUUGGUUGAAUUGACUUUGGAGAAGUAUGUCUAUGCUUAAAUCGUUGAAUUUGGGGUAUUGUUCCUUUCUGUUGUAUCAUAUUUCAUUCUUCUGCUGUCGCACUUAAACCUAUGCUCUUGUUUUCCCAAAUAGAAAGCUAUCGUUGGUUUUUAUUGCAUUCAUUUCUAAAUGAAUUCUUGAGACUCGUCUUUGACGAUUUGCAUAGUAGAGUAAAUUGGUAGUAUUAGUUAUUUUCGUAGCCCUUUGAACUGAUAUUUGUGGUCUGUAGUGAAUUUUGUUUUGUGUUAAGAGUUCUGGUUGUUCUCUCUGUGUAGGUACUUGCAGCCAAAAGAAGAGAAAAAAGCUGAAUAAAAUGGUUCCUCCUGCCUUUGUCCGGUUCUGUGUUUUCCCUUCAGUUGCUUAGUGGUUGCUGCAACUUUUUUGAAACCAUAUGUAAAUGGUUUUAAAUUACAUGAGCACUACUAGUGAAUUCCAUCCCAUUGUUGUAUUAACUAGUGCUUUACUGCCAAGUUCUUUAUGUUGAGUUACAACUCGAGAUUUGGAAGUUUUAUUUUGAAUAAUUUGCUCGAGAUUCUUGAAAUAUGUCCAUGUUUUAUUUUGGAGUAUGUUUUUGGUCUAACAAGAAUGGUCAUUUUUUGAGCUCCGUCCACACAAAUUAAAAUUGCAUUUAAC